AUGGGACUAAAGAAGAUCGAAAUCAAGAAAAUAACAGACAAGACGUCCCUCAAGGUCACCUACUGUAAGCGACGAAAAGGUCUGUUUCGCAAAGCCGAUGAGUUUUGCUCCAAAACUGGUGCUCAGAUCGCCAUUAUCACCUUUUCUCCGGGUAUGAAGCCGAUAACAUUCGGGAACCCUUCUGUAGAGUCCGUCAUAAAUCGAUAUGAGCUGUGCGAACAAAGUUCGAAUGACAAAGAAAUUCUUGAUGAAGAUCGUGAUCUCCAUGAGGUUGGUAUGAGUGAUGAGGAAAAGGAAUUGCUUGAAGGUAUGGGACUGAAUGAGCUCAAGCAACAUGUGAGUAGCGUAGAAGAGCAAAGGAACAAGUUGGCUUGGCAAAUCAAAGACAGGAAGAGGAGAGAAUCAAGCACCAUCGACUUGUUCGGAAUGAAUGCUUCUGUGGAUUUGAACCUCUUUGGUAUGAAGGUGGGAGAAAAGAUGGAGAUAGAAGAGACGAAGAGGAGAGAAUCAUGCACAAAGGACUUUUUGAGUAACUUCAAUUAG
Messenger RNA from Rosa rugosa (rugosa rose), 543 nucleotides. RefSeq names its product agamous-like MADS-box protein AGL23. The transcript has a single exon. Gene Ontology annotation, biological process: regulation of transcription by RNA polymerase II. Lineage: Eukaryota; Viridiplantae; Streptophyta; Magnoliopsida; Rosales; Rosaceae. The record is from RefSeq and is a predicted model, not a curated record. Gene Ontology annotation, molecular function: RNA polymerase II cis-regulatory region sequence-specific DNA binding; protein dimerization activity; DNA-binding transcription factor activity, RNA polymerase II-specific. The coding region runs from base 1 to 543 and encodes 180 amino acids.